This is a messenger RNA of Peromyscus maniculatus bairdii (prairie deer mouse), 3690 nucleotides long. RefSeq names its product sphingomyelin phosphodiesterase 4 (gene Smpd4). NCBI's taxonomy places the organism in Eukaryota, Metazoa, Chordata, Mammalia, Rodentia, Cricetidae. Gene Ontology annotation, molecular function: sphingomyelin phosphodiesterase D activity. Gene Ontology annotation, biological process: glycerophospholipid catabolic process; ceramide biosynthetic process; sphingomyelin catabolic process. The record is from RefSeq and is a predicted model, not a curated record.
CCGGCUGCACCCUCCCGCCUCCCGCCGGGGCCAUGCCUUUCCGCCGCCACCCUGCGUGGUCCGCACGGCCGGUCCCGUGGUUCCCUAAGGCGGCCGUUUCUGACUUCCCAAAGGCUGCUAUGGCAUUUCCUCACCUGCAACAGCCCAGCUUCCUCCUGGCUACCCUGAAAGCUGACUCUAUAAAUAAGCCCUUUGCACAGCGUUGCCAAGACUUGGUGAAAGUCAUUGAGGAUUUCCCAGCCAAGGAAUUGCAUGCCAUCUUCCCAUGGCUGGUGGAGAGCAUCUUUGGCAGCCUGGAUGGUGUCCUUGUUGGUUGGAAUCUUCGAUGCCUCCAGGGGCGUGUGAGCCCUGUGGAGUACAGCAUAGCAAUGGAAUUUCUAGACCCAAGUGGCCCCAUGAUGAAGUUGGUGUAUAAGCUUCAAGCUGAAGACUAUAGCUUUGACUUUCCUGUCUCCUGCCUUCCCGGCCCUGUGAAGGCGUCCAUCCAGGAGAAUGUCCUCCCUGACAGUCCUCUGUACCACAACAAGAUCCAGUGUCCUCCCACCGGAGGCCUUGGCCUGAACCUGGCCCUCAACCCAUUUGAAUACUACAUGUUCUUCUUUGCUUUGAGCCUCAUCUCUCAAAAGCCAAUGCCUAUGUCCCUCCAUGUCCGCACUUCAGACUGUGCCUAUUUCAUCCUGGUGGACAGAUACCUGUCAUGGUUCCUGCCCACUGAAGGCAGUGUGCCUCCACCACUUGCUUCCAGUCCGGGGGGCUCCAGCCCCUCACCAGCCCCCAGGACUCCAGCCAUGCCUUUUGCUUCCUAUGGUCUCCACACUAGCCUCUUAAAGCGACAUAUCUCUCAUCAGACAUCUGUGAAUGCAGACCCUGCGUCCCAUGAGAUCUGGCGGUCAGAAACUCUGCUCCAGGUUUUUGUUGAAAUGUGGCUUCAUCAUUAUUCCUUGGAGAUGUACCAAAAAAUGCAGUCCCCGCAUGCCAAGUUGGAGGUUCUACACUACCGACUCAAUGUCUCCAGCGCCCUCCACAGCCCUGCCCAACCCGGCCUCCAGGCCCUCCACGCCUAUCAAGAGUCCUUCACGCCCACUGAGGAGCACGUGCUGGUGGUCCGCCUGCUGCUGAAGCACCUGCACGCCUUUGCCAACAGCCUGAAGCCGGACCAGGCCUCCCCGUCGACACACUCCCAUGCCACCAGCCCCCUGGAGGAGUUCAAGCGGGCUGCUGUGCCGCGGUUUGUCCAGCAGAAGUUGUAUGUCUUCCUGCAGCACUGUUUUGGUCACUGGCCUCUGGACGCCUCCUUCAGAGCCGUCCUGGAGAUGUGGCUGAGCUACCUGCAGCCGUGGAGGUAUGCCCCCGAGAAGCAGGUGCAGAGCAGUGAUUCCCAGCCGCGGUGUGUGUCGGAGAAAUGGGCACCCUUCAUCCAGGAGAACCUGCUGAUGUACACCAAGCUGUUUGUGAGCUUCCUGAACCGUGCGCUCCGCACGGACCUGGUCAGCCCCAAGAAUGCCCUCAUGGUUUUCCGAGUGGCCAAGGUCUUCGCUCAGCCCAACCUGACCGAGAUGAUCCAGAAAGGAGAGCAGCUGUUCCUGGAGCCAGAGCUCAUCAUUCCCCAUCGCCAACAUCGGCUUUUCACGGUCACCAGCAGCUUCCUGUCACCAUGGCCCCCAGUUGUGACAGAUGCCUCAUUCAAGGUGAAGAGCCAUGUCUACAGCCUGGAGGGCCAGGACUGCAAAUACACCCCAAUGUUUGGUCCUGAAGUCCGGACCCUGGUCUUGAGCCUUGCUCAGCUCAUCACACAGGCCAAACAGACUGCCAAGUCCAUCUCUGACCAGUGUGCGGAGAGUCCAGCUAGCCGUUCCUUCCUGUCAUGGCUGGGCUUCGGCGCCACAGACCCAAACAGCUGCUACCCGGGCAAUGACCUGGAUGAGAUGGGUCAGGACAGUGUCCGCAAGACGGAUGAGUACCUGGAGAAGGCCCUGGAGUACCUGCGCCAGAUAUUCCGGCUAAGUGAAGCCCAGCUGGCCCAGCUCACACUUGCCCUGGGGAACACACGGGAUGAGAAUGGGAAGCAGCAGCUACCAGACUGCAUUGUGGGGGAGGAAGGACUCAUCCUUACACCUCUGGGCCGCUACCAGAUCAUUAACGGUCUGCGAAGGUUUGAAAUUGAGUAUCAGGGGGACUUAGAGCUGCAGCCCAUCCGGAGCUAUGAAAUCACCAGUCUGGUCCGAGCACUCUUCCGGCUGUCCUCUGCCAUCAACCGCAGGUUUGCAGGCCAGAUGGCGGCUCUCUGCUCCCGGAACGACUUCCUCGGCAGCUUCUGUCGCUAUCACCUCACCGAGCCAGCCCUGAGCAACAGACACCUGCUGAGCCCUGUGGGGCGGAGGCAGGCGACCAGUCCUGCCCGGGGCCCCAGGCUCAGCCUGCGUUUCCUGGGCAGUUACCGGACGCUGCUCCUGCUCCUGCUGGCUUUCUUUGUGGCUUCUCUGUUCUGCAUUGGGCCCCUGCCCUGCUCCUUGCUGCUGGCCCUAGGCUACCUCCUCUAUGCCGUAGCUAUGACGCUGCUCACGGAGCGGGGCAAGCUGCAUCAGCUCUGACCUGCUGCCGUCUCUCCUGAGCAGACUUGUGGGAGUUGACACACGACCCAUUCCUGGGCCUGACAGGCCCUGGCAGGUUGCUUUGCAGCCGGGAAUAGAAGGGUAGGUCAUCUCCAGAGUUCUUGGGAGUGGUUUCCUUGCAAAGACGGAGUUAUUCAGAAGAAACUGAUGUGGGAAGGGAGAGUGGUCCAGGCUGGGCCUGUAAGGGGUGGUGUCAGAAGGCUCAGGAGCCGUUCUGCAGGUCAGUGAGUGCUGCAUGGGUCUUCACCUUCAGCCCAAGGUCCCACGAGUAGCUGAGCCAGUACUCCAGGCCUUGGUGACCAUUCUACUGUUUUGCUCUGCAGAGCUCAGGGACUGUUGUACCCACAGCAGGCUCUAGGCCUGGGCUCUGGGAGCUGAUCCUGCCCGAGCCUCUGUGAGGUGGGCAGAGUGGGUUGUGAUAUCUUCUCUCGCCAUGAAACACCAGGGCAGCAGCUCCACAUCCACUCCAAAGGAGAAGCCGAGUUUUUAAGAGAUGACUGAGAAGGUCAGCUCUGCAUUCGCUUAAACAUCACUUUUGCUGCUGCCCUUGGUCUGUGCCCAGCUGUCGGCCCCAGGAGACCCGCAGCAGCAGGCAUGCCAGGCAGACAAGUCAGGGCCUGGGCCAGAAGCCCUUAAGUGAGCUGUCACUUAGAGUGGGUUCCAGGCCCACAGUGCCCUGGGGCAGGCCAGCAGUGAGGAGAGCUGCUGGUCCCCGGCUGCCUAGGGUGGAGCUGGGUCCUCCCAGCCUCUGUGGGUACAAAGUGCAACAGCGUUGGCUUUACCGGUCAAACCAAGGACUUGAAGGGAAAGCCACCCUCACAGUCAGAGCUCAGGCACCGCAGGCCUCGUCUUCACCCUGCAGGAGACACCAGCACCGCCACCACCAGCAGCAGCAGAAGCAAAACAGUCCUUUGUUUUGGGUGUGCACAGCUGUUUUUUAAGGAAAAAACCUUUUUUUUCAAGUGUUAGCACUGGUCUUUGUAUUUUCAGUGUCAUUUCAGAAUACAUCUGGGGACUCAUGACCAAAAGUCAAAACAUAACUGACCAAGGAUCCGAAUAAAAUAUUCUUCGGAGACUC